AUGCCGAAUCAAGACGAUUGUUUCAUUCUGCACGAAUGCGGUUCUAAACUACAAAGUAUACUUUAUAAAAUGGCAAAUACAAGAUAACUAUACUCGAUUCAUUAAAUGUUCAAGUAUAAAUUGUAAAAUACAUUGGCUGGCAUUUUAAACAAUAUGGGUUGGGAAAAAGUUUGUGAAAUGUUCACUUGGGCUUAAAGUUUAAGAUGGAGAGACCAUGCAAGCUGUAAUGAUAUUGUUUCAAAUGCCGAGGCUUUUCUAGCUGGUAAUUACGGUUUUUGGAAAAGUACGACUUCUUUUUUUGAUGGACAAAUGGUUGGAGCGCUUAGUAAGAGUGACAGACGUCUCUUUAGGUUUAGGAGCAGAAGCAGUCUUUCUUGGACCUUUAGUGGCAAUGGUUAGGUUGGGGGAAUUGACAUUGAAGCAUUUAUCGAUAAUCUUUUUUGGUGCAAUCGUAAUCAGAUCUUUUUUAAUUGUAAAGAGUUCGCCAAUAAGAGUGGUACCAACAGAAAGUGUGAUACAACCAUUAGCCGAAGCAUCGCCACUAAUUCUUGGGUCAAGAGGCUUUCCAUCAGUAGAAGUGAUCGUCUUGUUUGUUUUGGCGUGCAAACCAAUCUUAAGAUCAGCAGUGUUGUCUAGAGAAAGCGAUGUAUGUAGGAGGUCCUUGCCAAAAAUCUUGGCAACAAGAGCCAGUUUGGGGAUCAAAGCAACUUUAAUGUUGGCAUCAAUUUCAACAUGAGCAUCGGUACGAAGACUAUAUACAGGGACAAAUCCAGUAAUGUUCUUUGGAUCGGAGCUAGAGAGGAAAGCGCGAAAGUGUGGGAGAGCAGCAGUGAAGUUGGCAUGAACAUCAAUAUCGGCAAGGAUAGCAACAUCAGCACGACCAUUGAGCAUAAGCUCUGGACCAACAACGAGGAAACCAGGAAUGUUGAUAGGAGUGAUGGGAAGCUCUACGAGGGUGACUUCAGACUGUUCGACAUUGACAUUGGCCUUGAGUCUAAACAGCAUAUUGGCAGUAAGCUGAACAUGACCUUCCCAGUUGAGAGAAACGCCGGGAGUUUCGAAUAGACCACCAAAUGCAUGAAAGGUAGCAACGGACUGGCCAUAAAUACCACAAGGAUCACAUCCGGUAGUAAGAGUGCCAACUUUUCCGAGAGGGAGAUCAACAACAGUAGAUAUGCCAAUAUCAAUGUUUAGCGGAAGAUGCUAUUAAAUUAAA
Molecule: messenger RNA, 1216 nt
Organism: Batrachochytrium dendrobatidis JAM81
Lineage: Eukaryota; Fungi; Chytridiomycota; Chytridiomycetes; Rhizophydiales
Exons: 1
Coding region: 302-736 (144 amino acids)
Source: RefSeq, a predicted model, not a curated record